AUGGCGCCGGUGCAGGUGAGCAAGUACGGGAAGACGUUCGAUUGCUUCAACGCGUCGCACAUGAUGCAGGGCAGCGCGGCGACGGCGACGCAACAGUCGGUGGCGAUGAAUUGCGGACCGGCGAAUCACGCGAUGAACGGGAUGUACAUGCCGGGCGCGUCGCACAUGGCGUGCAAUAAUUGGGACAACACCGUCGCGGCGGCGCCGAGCGCGGCGGCGCGAGGGACGCCGACGACGCUCGCGGCGACGCUCGCGGCGACGCUCGCGACGCUCGCGACGCUCGCGGCGGCGUAG
Molecule: messenger RNA, 294 nt
Organism: Ostreococcus lucimarinus CCE9901
Lineage: Eukaryota; Viridiplantae; Chlorophyta; Mamiellophyceae; Mamiellales; Bathycoccaceae
Exons: 1
Coding region: 1-294 (97 amino acids)
Source: RefSeq, a predicted model, not a curated record